AUUACUGAGAAUGUUUUGCAGUAAUGGAGGAGGGACGUCAAAAGGACUUGCAGUUGUUGGAAGAAAUCAUUGAUAAAGGUUUAAAGGAGAAGCUUUUACAGACUAUUGCUUCACGGUUAGCUUGUUUUCGUAAUGCAUCAUUAGUUGGUUUGGCAGGGACAAGAUCUUUGAAGAACAAAAAGUACUGUAUCCUUUUAUUUUAUGGCUACUCUCACUUGAGCUCUGACUUGCGGAAAAACCUAGAAACUCUGGAGGAAAAUGGUGUAAACAGUCUCAAAACGAUGGUCAACCCCGGUUCAGAAGUUUACAUGCAAGCUCAUGUGCCAGAUACAAGGCACACAUUCGUGGAUGUAGGGCUGGGAUUUUAUGUGGAGUUCACCAGGCAAGAAGCUCUUGACUAUAUUCCACAACGGGAGGAAAGAGUUAAAAAGUAUGUUAACACCUUGCUUUUCUUUUCUUUUUGGCUCCACAUGCUGCUUUUCUCAAAACUUUUGAAAACUAUGGUUGCUUCUGUAUAAAUACAAUGACUCACUGUGUGAUGAAAACUGAGUUGUCUGGUGGAAUGCAUCAUAGUUGAUGGUUUUGUUUUGACAGUCUUCCAA
Molecule: messenger RNA, 602 nt
Organism: Brassica rapa (field mustard)
Lineage: Eukaryota; Viridiplantae; Streptophyta; Magnoliopsida; Brassicales; Brassicaceae
Biological process (GO): positive regulation of transcription by RNA polymerase II
Cellular component (GO): mediator complex
Molecular function (GO): transcription coregulator activity
Source: RefSeq, a predicted model, not a curated record